This is a messenger RNA of Paramormyrops kingsleyae, 6297 nucleotides long. It is a transcript of the gene nup205, whose product is annotated as nucleoporin 205. Gene Ontology annotation, cellular component: nuclear pore inner ring; nuclear pore. Lineage: Eukaryota; Metazoa; Chordata; Actinopteri; Osteoglossiformes; Mormyridae. Gene Ontology annotation, biological process: nuclear pore organization. The record is from RefSeq and is a predicted model, not a curated record. Gene Ontology annotation, molecular function: structural constituent of nuclear pore.
CCGUUUUUUUAAAACCUGGCAUUAUGUUGGACAGCUCAGGCUGCCGGAUUUCUCUUCAAUAUGGCGGCGCAGAUGGCGGUAAAUUCAGGAGCCAGCCUCUGGGGGCCGCUGAAGGAGUUGUGGGAGACCGUGGAGGGGGCGAUAUGGAGGAGGCAGCAAGAGAGCAUCCAUCUCCUAGACCUGCAGCUGAAGAAGCACAAGCCGCAGUUCCUCUCGCUCUUCAAGAACCCGCCAAAGAGUUUGGAGCAGAGAGAGAUGGUGAGGAAAGCCAGCACGGAAGGCAUCGCCAUUCAGGGCCAGCAGGGGUCGCGACUUCUUCCCGAACAGCUCCUGACGGAGGCCUUCAUACUCAGCGACCUCUUUGACAUUGGGGAGCUGGCGGCCCUGGAGCUGCUCCUGGCGGGGGAGCACCAGCAGCCCCAUUUCCCUGGACUGACGCGGGGGCUGGUAGCUGUACUCCUGUACUGGGAUGGGAAGCGGUGCGUGGCCAAUUCUCUGCGCUCCCUCAUCCAGUCCCGCCAUGGCAAGACCUUCACGCUGGACCUCAGCGCCGAGCUGGUGUCGCUCACCACGCGCUUCACGGACGAGCUGAUGAGGCAGGGCCUGGCGCGCCGUAUCCUGACGCUGGUCUCGGAGAUCAGCGUCACGCGGGAAUUCGAGCGCCUCCAGAAGGAGCGCGGCCUGGGCAACGAGAAGCACCGGAAGGAGGUCACCGACCUCAUCAAGGAGUGCCGCCAGUCGCUAGCUGAGUGCCUAUUCUGCUGGACCUGCCAAUCGGCGCUCAGCAAGGACGACACCUUGGCCCUAAUUGGCUACUUGGAGACGGUAACGGUGGAGGCCGACGGCUCAUUGGACAGCGUGAACCUGGCAUUGCUCAUGGCCCUGCUCUACUGCCUGGACGUCACCUUCCUGGAGCAGGGGACGGAGGACCGAGAGGACCUGGUCCAGGCGCUGCCCCUGCUGACGGAGAGACAUUACGUGUCUGCGGUGCACAGCCGCCUGGUGGACGGCCAGCCAUGGAAGCUGCCGGGUCUGCAGGCUGUGGCCCGGCUGGCAUGGGCCCUGGCACUGAGAGCCCUCUCCCAGCUGCCCCAGGGAGCCGUGCUGCUGGAAUUUACGGAGGGCGAUGAGUCCCUGGCUGAUCAAGCCCUGCUGGACGGCGUCUUCCUCUUCCUGACGGAGGGCGUCCUGGCCAGCGAGGGCUUCCCCCAGGAGGAGUUCUACACACGCCGCCUGCACUCCCUCAUCACCGACUUCCUGGCGCUCAUGCCCAUGAAGGUUAAGCAGCUGCGUAACCGUGCCGACGAGGACGCCCGGCUGGUACACAUGGCACUGCAGAUGGGCGGCGAACCCCCCACCCCUCUGCGCAGGGACCUGGACCACCUGAUGAUCCUGAUCGGGGAGUUUUACAGCAGAGACACCUUCGGCCUGGAGCUGGGUCUGGAUUUCUGGUGUCCCUCUGAGACACUGCACCCCCACCACCCCUCCCUCAGUGGCUCCUACAUGGGUGUGGCCCUGCAGAGGCCCCCUCAUAAGCAGGUGGUGCUGUCCAAGUUUGUGCGGCAGAUGGGUGAUCUGCUCCCGCCCACUCUCUAUAUCCCCUACCUGCGCAUGCUGAAGGGCCUGGCCAACGGGUCCCAGUGCGCCCACUACUGCUUCAGCCUGCUCAAGAGCAACGGGACCCCACACGGAGAGAACCUACAGGGGGCGCUGACAGGCAGCCCAGUUUCCUGGGAGCACUUCUUCCACUCACUCAUGCUGUACCACGAGAACUUGCGACGGGACCUCCCCAGUGCGGAUCCGGGACACUGCCGGCACCCACCACUGCGGGGCAUCACACACAGGGAGCUGGAUGGUCUGUCAGCCUUCCUGCAGUUGCUCAUCACCAUUAUCACCUGGAGUGAGAAUGCACGUCUGGCUCUGUGUGAGCAUCCCCAGUGGACACCGGUGGUGGUGAUGCUGGGCCUCUUGCAGUGCAGUGUGCCUCCCAUCCUGAAGGGGGAGCUCCUGCGCUCUCUGGCCGCCUUCGGCAAGUCCCCUGAAAUCGCCGCCUCACUCUGGCAGUCGCUGGAGUACACGCAGAUCCUGCAGACAGUACGAGCUCCAGGACAAAGGCAGGCUGCAGGCAUCGAGGUGGAGCUGAACGAGAUCGAGUCAAGCUGUGAGGAGUAUCCGUUGACCCGCGCCUUCUGCCAUCUGAUCAGCACGCUGGUGGAGAGCGCUCUGCCAGUCAACCUGGGGGCGGGGCUUCGGCCGCCCGGCUUUGAGCCCUACCUGGCCUUCCUGCGCGACGCAGUCUUCCUGCCCUUUCCUACGCGGGCGUACCGGCGUGCCGCUGAGAAGUGGGAGGUGGCUGAGGCUGUGCUGGAGGUCUUUCACAAGCUGCUGCGCGACUAUGAGCCGCAGCCCGGCGACUUCGUGCCGGAGAUGGUGGAGCUGCAGGGCGAGCAGGUGCUGAGCUACAAGCCGCCGGGCUACAGCCUCAUGUUCCACUUGCUGAACGACUCGCCCACGCUCGCCCUCUGCCUGACCCUGCUGGAGGAGGGGGUGCGGCAGCUGGACACCUACGCCCCCUUCCCCGGUAAGAAGCAGCUAGAGGGCGCCGUGCUGCACUGCCUCUGCCUGCUGGAGCUGGCCCUGCAGAAGGAGGUGGUGUUCAUGGACCUUCUGCGGGAGAGCCAGGCCACCCUGCUGGUGUCGCCGCUGGAGCAGCUGCUGCAGGGCGUCAACCCUCAGAGCCGGCGUGCCGACCACACCGUUAACAUCGCCAGGUACCUGUACCACAGCACCUCCAAUCCGGAGGCCGCCUUCCACAGUGCCAAGAUCCUGCGUCACAUUGCCCGCUACCCCAACAUCCAGGCGCGGUUGGUGGGCGACUUCACUCACGACCAGGCUGUCAGUGACAAGCUCAUGGCUGGUUUUGUGGAGUGUUUGGACAACGAGGAGACUGAGGAAAGCACGGAGAAGGGAGACGAUGGCGACCCGGAGAAAUGCGUGGAACGGCUCCGGCACGAGACGCAGGUGCACAUCCUGAACCUCCUGGUCACGUCUUUGGAGCUGAAGGCACCCAACCUGGCGCUGUACCUGCUGGGCUACGAGGUGAAGAAGCCCAUCGCCACCACCAACCUGCAGGACCCAGGGGUCCUGGGCUGCCCGCGGAGCUGCCUGCACGCCAUCCUGAGCCAGCUUCAGAGGGGGAGUGAGAGACGCUCGGGCCCCCUGCUCAGCCGGCAGGCCCCCCACCUCGCCGAGCUCUGCUACCAGGUCAUCUACCUGCUGUGCGCUUGUCCGGAAACGUCUGGACCCACCAUGCGCUACCUGCGGACCGGCCAGGAUUUCCUGUACUCGCACCUGCAGCAUCUGCCCUUCGUGCUCCCAGGGAACGGGAUCGCUGCCCUCUCGCAAAUGUCCUGGCUGAUGAAGACGGCGGCCAUUGAAUUGCGUGUGACUUCGCUGAACCGCCAGCGCUCCCAUACACAGCGGCUGCUGAACCUGCUCUUGGAUGACCAGCCGCAUGCACUGCACACAGCCGACGGGGAGAUGGGGACUGAUGAGGAGAACCGGUCAGUCAGCGGCUUUCUUCACUUUGACACGGCGACUAAAGUGCGCAGGAAGCUCCUCAGCGUCUUGGAUGCCAUCGACUUCAGCCAGGAGGUCCCUGAGCUGUUGCAGCUGGACUUCUUUGAGCGUGCCCAGAUCGAGCAGGUCAUCAGCAACUGUGAACAUGUCAACGAGCAUGGCCAUACCGUAUGCAACGUCAAGCUGCUCCACCGGGUGCUGAUUGCGGAGGUCAAUGCCCUGCAAGGAGUGGCCGCCAUUGGCCAGCGCCCCCUGCUGAUGGAGGAGGUGAACUCCAUCCUGCAGCAGGUCGUGGAGAGGAACCGUGUUCGGCGCAGCUUGAGUGCUAAGCAGCAGGCCCUGCAGUCGUGGAGAGCGCUGGUGGAGACCAUGCUGACUGCUUGCCCCCCUGAUCUCAUCCCGCCAGACAUCCGGCAGCUGAUCAUCCGGGAUCUGCUGUUGGACCUUCACGACAAGGUGCUCUCCGAGGACGCCGCCAGCGAGCUCAUGCCCAUCGUGGCUGGAGCGGUCUUCACCCUGACGGCGCAGCUCAGCCAAUCAGUGCUGUCAGAGCAGAGUGGGGGCCUGGAGGGCGGGGCCACCUCGGGCUUCGCCUCCAUUGCCAACUCGGCGCUGCACCUGAUCCUGCGGAAGCUGCUGGACUUCAUCCUCUGCACCGGUGGUGGCUUCCAGCGUCUGCGUGCCCAUCUCUACGGCUCUCUACUCUACUACCUGCAGAUUGCCCAGAAACCAGAGGAGGCAGACACACUGCAGACAGGGGACACGUCCAUGUGGGAGCGGCUGACGGCCCCGGAGGACGGCUUCUCUAAGCUGCAGCGCGAGAACCUGGCCAUCAUCGAGAGCUACGGCACGGCACUCAUGGAGGUGGUGUGCCGGGACGCGUGCGACGGCCACGAGAUCGGCAGGAUGCUGGCGCUGGCCGUGCUGGACCGCGUCCUCUCCAUCGACCGCCAGUGCCAGUGGCUCAUCUACAUGUGUAACAGCGGCUACCUGCGCGUGCUGGUGGACAGCCUACGGCAAGACGACGCGGCUCUGCAGGCGCUGCUGGGACCGCAGCCCCCCCUGCUGAAACCCCUCUACAUCUACGAGUCCAAGAUGGCGCUGCUGACACGGGUGGCGCGGACGGCCCAGGGCGCCGUGGAGCUGCUGCGCUGCGGCCUGGUGGCCCACCUGAUUGAGUGCCAGGUGUACGACAUGCUGCCGGAGGGCGACGCCCAUAGGAUGUUCAGCCAGAGGGACCCCUCUGGCUUCAUCCCCAGCCCCCUGGAUCGCUACAGACAGAUCCUGCUCCCAGCCCUUCAACUCUUUCAGGUCAUCCUCACCUCCACUUCCACUCAGCACCAGCAGGGGGCAGCACAGGUGUUGCAGUGGCUGAUCGUGCACUCGGACACUAUCCAGUCCAUCCUGCGCUGCCAGGAGCUGAGUGUGGCAUCCCUGCAGGAGCUGGCCCUGCUCACUGGCAUCAUCAGCAAGACCGCGCUGCCUGGUGCCCUGGAGCUUGGCCAGGAUGCCAGCGGCCCCACCCUGAUGGAGUUUAAGAGUCACAUCAGCCGGUUCCAGCGGCAGUCCCUGUCCCUGCUGGGUCGCCUGGCGGGAAGCGAGCGUGUGCGUCUGCUCAAGCUGGCGGAGGAGAGCAUCUCCCCGCGCGACCCCCCCAACCGCCGCGAAGAGAUGGAGGUGGCCAUGCAGCAGAUCUGUGCCAAUGUGAUGGAGUACUGCCAGACGCUGCUGCUGCAGAGCUCUGCCCAGGCCCAGUUCAGCGUCUGCCUCUUCAGCCCGUCCGUGGCGGAGCCGGCUGGCCGCGAUGGUCCCCGUACAGAUCCUCUUCCCUCCGCUCCAUGUUCCCGCGUGCCCAGCCUGGGUCUCGUGCUCUACCUGCUACGGAACACCGCUUCCGACUUCUUCCGCUUCCAUCAGGACCACCGGCAGAACCUGGACAAGCUGCAGGGCCUGGAGCAGCUGCCCCCGGACGAGGUCAAGGAGCUCUGCCAGGCCAUAGUGUCGACCUCCGGCGGCGUGGACAAGAUCCCCUCGGUCCAGCGGAGCGUUCUGGCCAAAAGGCGCCUGGUCCAGCUCAUCAACAAUCGGGCCAAGCUGCUGGCUCUGUGCUCAUAUAUCAUAGAGACUUGCUUGUUUGUGCUGUGGCGCCACCUGGAGUACUACCUGCUGUACUGCACGCCCAGUGAUCCGAAAGACUCCCUGCUGCCCAAUGUUAGUGCAUACAGGUCCCGUGUGGGAGAUGGUAAGCACUUCUACCAUGCUGAAAUUUAUUUUACAUGUACAGCUUGCAUGCAGAACCACUGCAUGGUUUCUCUAAUCUGUCUCCCAGAAUCCUUUGGUGUGAUGCAGGGGAGUGGUGGGCGGAGCCUGGGUCUGUCUCAUGUCAGCCAGCAGGACCUGGAGCAGCUUCAGAGUGACGUGGCGUGCUGCUUCAGUGAGUCCCUGCAGAGGAAGCUGCUGGAGGUGGAGGGCCUCUACAGCCAGAUGCGUUCACGCUACACCUUCAUCCAGGCCCUUGUGCGCAGGAUUCGCGGUCUGCUGUGUCGCCCCAAGAGCUAACCCCCGACCCCCCCCUGGGUACUGCCGCCCCCCCUCUACCCCACCCAGCAAUUUAACCAGCUUCUCCUUGAUGUGUCUUUCAUUUUACACUCAGAAAAGGCUUGUGGGUUGUUUUCUGUAAAAAAAAAAAAAUCUAAUAAAAUUUUCUAAGGUAUAAAA